This is a messenger RNA of Dendrobium catenatum, 498 nucleotides long. RefSeq names its product rho GDP-dissociation inhibitor 1-like. NCBI's taxonomy places the organism in Eukaryota, Viridiplantae, Streptophyta, Magnoliopsida, Asparagales, Orchidaceae. Gene Ontology annotation, molecular function: protein binding; Rho GDP-dissociation inhibitor activity. The transcript has 3 exons. Gene Ontology annotation, biological process: Rho protein signal transduction. Gene Ontology annotation, cellular component: cytoplasm; membrane; cytosol. Bases 1 to 498 code for a protein of 165 amino acids. The record is from RefSeq and is a predicted model, not a curated record.
AUGAUUUUGCUCAUUUUUUUGUUUUACUUCAAUAAAAACAACUUGAUUGAUUGUGUGUCUUUCUUAACUAAUGCAGAGAAUCCUGAUCCAAAAGUGACGAUCCAGAGCCUCACAAUCAUCACUUCUGAUAGACCAGGCCUGGUUAUACCUAUCCCUUUCGACCCAAAUGUGAGGAGCUAUGAAUUUACUCUUAAGAAGGGAAUUCAAUACCAACUUAAACUCUCAUUCACUGUGUCGAAUAAUAUUGUAUCAGGACUCCGUUACAUGAACACUGUGAGGAAGAUUCCUGGAUUCAUCCUAGUUGAGAGCACAACGGUUAUGCUGGGAACUUUCAGCCCUCAGAACGAGCCAUACACCUAUAAGCUAGAAGAGGAUACCACCCCUUCUGGCUUAUUUUCAUUGGGGGAGUAUUUUGUUGAAAUAAAGUUUGUGGAUGAUGAUAAUAAAUGUUAUUUGGAAAUUGAAUAUGACUUCCAGAUAACACAAGAUUGGUCAUAG